This is a messenger RNA of Xylaria bambusicola, 1332 nucleotides long. RefSeq lists its product as uncharacterized. Lineage: Eukaryota; Fungi; Ascomycota; Sordariomycetes; Xylariales; Xylariaceae. The record is from RefSeq and is a predicted model, not a curated record. The transcript is spliced from 2 exons. The coding region runs from base 374 to 997 and encodes 207 amino acids.
UACCCCAAAGUCUUGGAUAUUAGGUGAGUGCAUCUAUCUCUCUCAGCCCCCUCAGUCCUGCAUCUGUGUUGCACCGUUCCGUCGUCGUGUUGUGUGGUGUCGUGCGUCUCUCUUCAGCUCCCGGACUUCCGAUAUCUUGUAUAACACACCAAUACAACACCACCACUCACUCGAUCCAUUUCCGUCCCCCCCAAGGUGCUCUACAUCACCCUCAAAAACCCACGCUUCAUCCUCGCUGUCUACAAUUCUCUGAAUCUCUUGUAGCUAAUCGACUUUCCUCUCUGCAGCUGUUUCAGUCUUUGUCUCGUUUUAUCUGUACCUGUCACCUAAUACAACCCUCCUACUUUCAAAGAGUUGUAAUCAAAUCUCCAAAAUGGCUGGCCCUCGUGUGACUGGUCCCGUCGCCAAGCUUGCUCGCUCUAUCACCACAUCCGCUCAACCCUCGACUCUAAUCACAAGCUCUAAGGCCAGCGCGCCCUUGUCGAGGAAAUAUGCAGACCUGCUUAAAGACAGGAACACAGAUCCCGAUCGUUCCCGCCACCUAUAUACCCGAUCAGCCAAUCUACCUCACCCUCAACCUCGCAAGAUGCGUCUAAUGCAGACCUUCUCGAGUACUGCUACUGCCCAGGCAACUGCCAAGAACGUCGACAACAUCGUCUUCCCUGGCUCAGCCGUUUUCGACGGCGCCAGCCAAGACCCAUUCAGCAAUCUCCGCGUCCCUCUACUUCCCGAUAACGUCAUGUUCCAGCACGCUCCCGAGUCGACAGAUGCCCCUGCCACUGUCCAUGACAUCAGCAUUGUUGCUGCCAACCCAGAUCUCGUCUCGCCAUCUGCGCUCACGGAGAUUGAGGGAAUGGGCAUGGACGGUGUCGAACUCAAGUUCAUCUACGACGCCGAGCCCGCUGAACAAGAACCCGGCAUGUUAACAGGUCUCUGGAGAGGUCUUGUCGAUGACGUUUUAAGUCAGCAGAGUAGUAAAGGCAAACUUGCUCUCUAACAUACAGCUGAUGCUACCGUUACGAACAUUUCCUAAGUCGGUUGGAAGAGCGAAUCUGAUUUUCUAGCGGAGGUUUUGCAAAGCCCCUUCAACGACGGCAGUUCAUGGGGAGCUCAGUGGUGUUUUGAGUCUGCCUCUGUCCGAAAUAUUAUUUUAAUGUGGCGUUUUGGUAUAUACUUGAAUGACGAGUCGCGAGAACAGUCUCUUCCGGACUAUAUUAUUGAUGCAGAGAGGUCUGCCGGGGUACUCCAUAGGUGCUCAUUGAUGAGUACAUCGACCAUCAUUUGACUCAAUUGAAAACAGUUGCGCGUUGGACGAUGCGCAGUACCCCUCCA